AUGGCGUCUUAUCCACUGUCCUGGACUUUGGAGCACCUAGUGCCCCCUCACAGACGUGCAACUGAGAGCCAGGCGGCACUGGACAUCGUGCACCCGGUUUGUGCCGACGUGGGGGUCUCCUUCCUGUCCUACGAGCUGCGGCCCAGAACACUGUGCAAGCAGGGUAUGUCUGUGCACCGAGAUGCGCCCGCCUAAUAUCGCAGGCGCGAGCUGCGCUUCAACCUCACCGCCAAUCAGCACCUGCUGGCGCAGGGUUUUGUGAGCGAAACGAGGCAGCGAGGAGGCCUGGGUCGCGCGCACAUCCGGGCCCACACCCCCGUCUGCCACCUGCUCGGCGAGGUACAGGACCCUGAGCUCCAGGAUGGCCUGGCGGCCAUUAGCGCCUGCGACGGCCCGAAAGGUGUGUUCCUACUCUCCAACAAGGACUACUUCAUUGAGCCCCUGGACGGUGCCCCAACCUGGCCCAGCCAUGCCCAGCCCCAUGUGGUGUACAAGCGUCAGGCCCCAGAGAGGCUGGCACAGCGGGGUGAUUCCAGUGCUCCAAGCACCUGUGGGAUGCAAGCCACCUUCAGGACAGCCUUAUCUUUCUUUACCAACGCUAUCUACAGACCUCAAUUUAUCAGCGUUCUCCCCGUGCUAGACUCAGACCUGAGUCCUAGGGCUUGGGUGGCUGGCCUGUUUCACGACCCCACCAUUAGGAACCCCAUCCACAUCACCAUUGUGCGCCUGGUCCUGCUGGAAGAUGAGGAGGUGAGCGGUCAUGUGGUCCCACGCUGCCCGGCAAUGGCUUCGGCUGCCAGAGCCCUCCUGCCCCAUGACCUGUGCUGGAAGGGCACAGUGAAGGCCUCCUUGGCCUGGACUGUGUCCCCUGCCACCCCCUGGUUCCUGACUGACCCUCUCUCAGGUCCCAGGUCCCCUGCAGGAGGUUCCUACAGGAGGGAUGGUACCGCAGCCGCAGGAGGGUGGGAACCUGCAUCUCAGGAGGUGCUUCCCGGCCCUGCGGAAGAAGCCCUGGUGGAGGAGGGGGCCGUGCUCUCAGGGACCCCCGUUUUGAGGAGAGACCUGUGUGCAGCCAUGAACCGGCCCUGUGAGACCCUGGGCUUAUCCCAUGUGGUGGGCAUGUGCCAGCCGCACCGCAGCUGCAGCAUCAAGGAGGACAUGGGCCUGCUGCUGGCCUUCACUGUGAUGGCCCCUGCAAGCUCACUGGCCUCAAGAACAAUCUUGAGCACAGGUACCGUGCCUGCUCCCAUUGCUACACUGAGAGCCGAGCUUCACCCUCGCAGCCUGGGGGCACUGGGUAUCCAGACUGUGGGUCACAAAGUCCAGGAGCAAGGAAGCUCUCUGGAAAAGGAGCCCCGACCGUCUGGCCAUGUGCUGCCCCUGCACUGUCCCCUCCCCACAACCAGGCUGCUUCCCUCCUGUUGGAAACGGCCUUUCAUCAUAUCUCCACAGCUCCUGUACGACGCCGCUCCCCUCACCUGGUCCCGCUGCAGCCGCCAGUACAUCACCAGGUUCCUUGACCGUGGGUGGGGCCUGUGCCUGGACGAACCUCCUGCCAAGGACAUCAUCGACUUCCCCUCGGUGCCGCCUGGCAUCCUCUAUGAUGUGAGCCACCAGUGCCGCCCAGGGACCUACUCUGCCUUCUGCGAGGACAUGGAUAAUGUCUGCCACACACUCUGGCGCUCUGUGGGGACCACCUGUCACUCCAAGCUGGAUGCAGCCGUGGACGGCACCCGGUGUAGGGAGAAUAAGUGCUGUCUCAGUGGGGAGUGCACACCUGUGGGCUUCCAGCUCGAGGCUGUGGAUGGUGGCUGGUCCAGCUGGAGCGCCUGGUCCAUCUGCUCGUGGAGCUGUGGCGUGGGCAUACAGAGAGCCGAGCGGCAGUGCAUGCAACCUAUGCCCAAAUACAAAGGCAGAUACUGUGUGGGUGAGCAGAAGCGCUUCCGCCUCUGCAACCUGCAGGCCUGCCCAGCUGGCCGCCCCUCCUUCCGCCACGUCCAGUGCAGCCACUUUGACGCUAUGCUCUACAAGGGCCAGCUGCACACAUGGGUGCCCGUGGUCAAUGACGUGAACCCCUGCGAGUUGCACUGCCGGCCCUCGAAUGAAUACUUUGCCGAGAAGCUGCGGGACGCUGUGGUUGAUGGCACCCCCUGCUACCAGGUCCAGGCCAGCCGGGACCUCUGCAUCAACGGCAUCUGCAAGGUAAUGUGGGGCUGUGACUUCUAGAUUGACUCCGGCGCUAUGGAGGACCGCUGUGGCAUGUGCCACAGCAAUGGCUCCACCUGCCACACCAUGAACGGGACCUUCGAGGAGGCCGAGGGCCUGAGGUAUGUGGACGUGGGACUGAUCCCAGCCAGCACACGUGAGGUCCGCAUCCAGGAGGUGGCCGAGGCUGCCAACUUCCUGGCACUGCGGAGCGAGGACCCGGAGAAGUACUUCCUCAAUGGUGGCUGGACCAUCCAGUGGAACGGGGACUACCAGGUGGCAGGGACCACCUUCACAUACGCACGCAGGGGCAACUGGGAGAACCUCACGUCCCCAGGUCCCACCAAGGAGCCCUGGAUCCAGCUGCUGUUCCAGGAGAGCAACCCCAGGGUGCACUACAAGUACACCAUCCACAGGGAGGCAGGUGGCCACGGCGAGGUCCCGCCGCCCGAGUUCUCCUGGCACUAUGGGCCCUGGACCAAGUGCACCGUCACCUGCGGCAGAGGUAUGCAGAGGCAGAGUGUGUACUGCUCCGAGCAGCAGGCAGGGCCUGUGGACGAGGAGCACUGUGACCUCCUGGGCCGGCCCGAUGACCACCAGAGGAAGUGCAGCGAGCAGCCCUGCCCUGCCAGGUGGUGGGCAGGUGAGUGGCAGCUGUGCUCCAGCUCCUGCAGGUCUGGGGGCUUCUCCCGCCGGACCGUGCUCUGCAUCUGCAGCGUGGGACUAGAUGAGCAGAGCGCCCUGGAGCCACCUGCCUGUGAACACCUUCCCUGGCCCCCUACUGAAACCCCUUGCAACCGCCAUGUGCCCUGUCCGGCCACCUGGGCUGUGGGGAACUGGUCUCAGUGCUCAGUGACAUAUGAGGAGGGGACUCAGCACCGAAAUGUCCUCUGCAUCAGUGACACCGGUGUCCCCUGUGACGAGGCCCAGCAGCCAGCCAGUGAAGUCACCUGCUCUCUGCCACCCUGUCGGUGGUCCCUGGACACACUGGGCCUUGAAGGCUCAGGCAGCGGCUCCUCCAGCCACGAGCUCUUCAAUGAGGCUGACUUCAUCCCGCGCCACCUGGCCCCACGCCCUUCACCCGCCUCAUCACCCAAGCCAGGCACCAUGGGCAACACCAUUGAGGAGGAGGCCCCAGAGCCGGACCUGCCAGGGCCAGUGUUUGUGGACAACUUCUACUACGACUACAAUUUCAUCAGCUUCCACAAGGAUCUGUCCUACGGGCCCUCUGAGGAGCCUGAUCUAGACCUGGCGGGGACAGGGGAUCGGACGCCCCCACCACACAGCCGUCCUGCUGUGCCCUCCACGGGUAGCCCUGUGCCUGCCACAGAGCUUCCUGCAGCCAAGGAGGAGGGGGCACCGGGACCUUGGUCCCCCAGCCCUUGGCCCAGCCAGGCCAGCCGCUCCCCACCCCCACCCUCAGAGCAGACCCCUGGGAACCUUUUGAUCAAUUUCCUGCCUGAGGAAGACACCCCCAUAGGGGCCCCAGAUCUUGGGCUCCCCAGCCUGCCCUGGCCCAGGGUUUCCACUGAUGGCCUGCAGACGCCUGCCACCCCUGAGAGCCAAAAUGAGUUCCCAGUUGUCAAGGACAGCCGGAGCCAGCUGCCCCCUCCAUGGCGGGACAGGACCAAUGAGGUUUUCAAGGAUGAUGAGUAACCUGAGGGCUGCGGAGCACCCCACCUGCCCCCGAGACCCAGCCCCACGCUGCCCACUUAGUCCCCGAUCAGCAGCACCCACUCCUCUCCUAGUCCUGACGUGGCGGAGCUGUAGACAGGAGGGACAGUGGCCUGGGAGCCAGCUCUGGAGAGUGGCCUGGGGCCUGUGGACAGUGAACUGUGGCCCACUGUUGGGGUGGCUUCUCCCCCUCCUCCUCCCAUAGCCCCUCUGCCAGAGAUGAAGGGCAAGGACAGUCCCCUGGAGCCAGUAACUCCCACUUUCCCAACCCCAGGACCAGGUUCAUGGGACCUGCAGACUGUGGCAGUGUGGAGGACCUCCCUCCCCACAACCCUGACUGGCCUCGGGCACAAGCCUGAGCCUGCCCUGAACCCAGGACCCAAGGGCCAGCCUGAGUCCCUCAGCCCUGAGGUGCCCCUGAGCUCUAGGCUGCUGGCCACGCCAGCUUGGGACAGCCCCAUCAACAGCCACAGAGUCCCUGAGACCCAGCCGCUGGCUCCCAGCCUGGCUGAAGCGGGGGCCCCCACGGACCCAUUGGUUGUCAGGAAUGCCAGCUGGCAAGCGGGAAACUGGAGUGAGUGCUCCACCACCUGCAGCCUGGGUGCCCUCUGGAGGCUGGUGCGCUGUAGCUCCGUCUGGGAUGAGGACUGCGCCCCCGCUGGCUGGCCCCAGCCUGCCCGCCGCUGCCACCUGUGGCCCUGUGCCACCUGGCACUGAGGCAACUGGAGUAAGUGCUCCCACAGCUGCGGCAGAGGUUCCUCAGUGUGGGACGUGCAGCGUGUGGACACAUGGGACCUCCGGCCACUGAGGCCCUUCCAUUGUCAGCCUGGGCCCGCCAAGCCGCCUGUGCACUGGCCCUGCAGGGCCCAGCCCUGCCUCAGCUGGUACACCUCUUCCUGGAGGGAGUGCUCUGAGGCCUGUGGCGGUGGUGAGCAGAAGCGUCUAGUGACCUGCCCAGAGCCAGGCCUCUGCGAGGAGGCACUGAGACCCAACACCACCUGGCCCUGUAACACCCACCCCUGCACGCAGUGGGUGGUGGGGCCCUGUGGCCAGUGCUCAGCCCCCUGUGGCGGUGGUGUCCAGGGUCACACACUGGUCAAGUGUGUCAGCACCCAGACGGGGCUGCCCAAGGAAGACAGCUACCAGUGUGGCCACAGGGCCUGGCCUGUGAGUUCCCGGCCGUGUGGUACCAAGGAUUGUGAGCCCAUCAAGCCUCCCUGCUGUGAGCGGGACCGCCUGUCCUUCGGGUUCUGCGAGAUGCUGCGCCUACUGGACGGCUGCCAGCUGCCCACCGUCCGCACCCAGUGCUGCCGCUCGUGCUCUCCGCCCAGCCACGGCGCCCCCUCCCAAGGCCAUCAGCGGGUCACCCGCCGCUGAUGGUGCCAGUAUGCACAGACCUACCGACAGACCUCAGUGCCCACCACGGGCUGUGGCGGAGCUCCCGCCCCCUGCGCGCUAAUGGUGCUAACCCCCUCUCACUACCCAGCGGCAGGCUGGGGAGCUCCUCCCCCUCGAAAAAGGUAUUUUUUUAUUCUAACGGUUUGUGUAACAUUUAUUAUGA
Molecule: messenger RNA, 5440 nt
Organism: Pongo pygmaeus (Bornean orangutan)
Lineage: Eukaryota; Metazoa; Chordata; Mammalia; Primates; Hominidae
Product: A disintegrin and metalloproteinase with thrombospondin motifs 7-like
Biological process (GO): proteolysis; extracellular matrix organization
Cellular component (GO): extracellular matrix
Molecular function (GO): metalloendopeptidase activity
Source: RefSeq, a predicted model, not a curated record